Messenger RNA from Trichomycterus rosablanca, 2749 nucleotides. RefSeq names its product microtubule-associated protein 1B-like. NCBI's taxonomy places the organism in Eukaryota, Metazoa, Chordata, Actinopteri, Siluriformes, Trichomycteridae. Bases 20 to 2665 code for a protein of 881 amino acids. The record is from RefSeq and is a predicted model, not a curated record. The transcript has 3 exons.
CACCGAGACAGUAAGCAGCAUGAACAUGUUCUCCUGUUGGACUUCUCCAUCUGACGAUGACGAGCCGCACAGGCGGGUAAACGAACCGGAGAAGAAGAGAAAAUGGUGGCAGAGACGCCAGAAGGUGGAGAUGCAGGACGUAGAGGGUGGGGAGGGAAGCGGGGUAAAGGGUGAAGAGAUGGGGCAAGGAGUGGAGCAGAAUGUUUUAGAGGACCAGGCAGACCAAAUACCAAAGAUGGAGAAGCAGGUGGUUCUGGGAAAAACCAAACCUGAGAAGAAAGUAAAGAAGAGAAAAUGGUGGCAGAGACGCCAGAAGGUAGAGAUGCAGGACGUGGAAGGUCAGCAGGGAAGCGGGGUAAAGGGUGAAGAGAUGGGGCAAGGAGUGGGGCAGAAUGUUUUAGAGGACCAGGCAGACCAAAUACCAAAGAUGGAGAAGCAGGUAAAGAAGAGAAAAUGGUGGCAGAGACGCCAGAAGGUAGAGAUGCAGGUGGCCUCACGGGACCUGGUGGAAGAACCAGAGCAGGUCGUCCUAAAGGACCAGAGGAAGGAACCAGUAAACAAGGUGGUUCUGGUUUCUGAGAUUGAGAUGAAGAAGUUAGAGCAGGUGGACCCAGUGGAGCAGGUGGACCCAGUGGAAAAAACAGACCAGGUCGUGAAGGAGGCCGAAAGGCAGGUGGACCCAGUGGAAAAAACAGACCAGGUCAUGAAGAAGGCCGAAAGGCAGGUGGACCCAGUGGAAAAACCAGACCACGUCAUGAAGAAGGCCGAAAGGCAGGUGGACCCAGUGGAAAAACCAGACCAGGUUGUGAAGAAGGUAGAGAGGCAGGUGGACCCGCUGAACCUGGUUGAAGAACCAGAGCAGGUCAUCCUAAUAAACCAGUGGAAGGAACAUGUAAAAAAUAGGGUUCGUUUCAUUGAGAAUGAGAUAAAAAAGGCCGAGAGGCAGGUAAACACAGAGAAAAAACCAGACCAGGUCGUGAAGAAGGCCGAGAGGCAGGUGGACCCAGAGGAAAAACCAGACCAGGUCGUGAAGAAGGCCGAGAGGCAGGUGGACCCAGAGGAAAAACCAGACCAGGUUGUGAAGAAGGUAGAGAGGCAGAUGGCCCCGCUGAACCUGGUUGAAGAACCAGAGCAGGUCAUCCUAAUAAACCAGUGGAAGGAACAUGUAAAAAAUAGGGUUCGUUUCAUUGAGAAUGAGAUAAAAAAGGCAGAGAGGCAGGUGGACCCAGAGGAAAAAACAGACCAGGUCAUGAAGAAGGCCGAGAGGCAGGUGGACCCAGUGGAAAAACCAGACCAGGUUGUGAAGAAGGUAGAGAGGCAGGUGGACCCAGAGGAAAAACCAGACCAGGUCGUGAAGAAGGCCGAGAGGCAGGUGGACCCAGAGGAAAAACCAGACCAGGUCGUGAAGAAGGCCGAGAGGCAGGUGGACCCAGAGGAAAAACCAGACCAGGUCGUGAAGAAGGCCGAGAGGCAGGUGGACCCAGAGGAAAAACCAGACCAGGUUGUGAAGAAGGUAGAGAGGCAGAUGGCCCCGCUGAACCUGGUGGAAGAACCAGAGCAGGUCAUCCUAAUAAACCAGUGGAAGGAACAUGUAAAAAAUAGGGUUCGUUUCAUAGAGAGUGAGAUAAAGAAGGCCGAGAGGCAGAUGGACCCAGUGGAAAAACCAGACCAGGUCGUGAAGAAGGCCGAGAGGCAGGUGGACCUAGUGGAAAAACCAGACAAGGUUGUGAAGAAGGUAGAGAGGCAGGUGGACCCAGAGGAAAAACCAGACCAGGUCGUGAAGAAGGCCGAGAGGCAAGUGGACCCAGAGGAAAAACCAGACCAGGUCGUGAAGAAGGCCGAGAGGCAGGUGGACCCAGAGGAAAAACCAGACCAGGUUGUGAAGAAGGUAGAGAGGCAGAUGGCCCCGCUGAACCUGGUGGAAGAACCAGAGCAGGUCAUCCUAAUAAAGCAGUGGAAGGAACAUGUAAAAAAUAGGGUUCGUUUCAUUGAGAAUGAGAUAAAGAAGGCCGAGAGGCAGGUGGACCCAGUGGAAAAACCAGACCAGGUUGUGAAGAAGGUAGAGAGGCAGGUGGACCCAGUGGACACAGUGUUAAAACCAAAGCAGGUAGGAAAGAACCAGAUUGAAAUAAAGAAGCCAAAUUUAGAGGAGAAAAUGGUCCUCAAAAACCUGGAGAGGAUGGAGAACAAAAGGCUGGAGAAGCAGGUGCUUCAGAUGGACCAGAUGACAAAGGUAGAAGAACGAGUGGAUCAGGUAGGUUUAAAGACUACGGUUAAUAAACCUGAGAAGCAGGUGUGUCUACAGGACAGGCAGGUGGUUCUAGUGAACCGGGUGAAGGAACCAGACAGGGAUGAAGCACCUGAGCACCAGUGGACAGAACUGGAGGAGCCAGCAGCUUUGGAGCACCAAACAUGGAAACUGAAGGAGCAGAACCUGGAUAGAGGAUGCACUGAAGAUCCACUGAAGAACAUCUCCGAGGCGUCUUCAAACAAACCGGACCACGAGCAGCUGCAGGACGACGUUCUUGUUCCCCCCAUCGUCGAAGCCCAACCUGGAGAGUCCGGGGCUCUGAUGGAGACCGCGCGUGAAGAUGAAGGUGUCCCGAUGCCGAAGUCGAGGAGAGCCAGCCUGAGAACCAAACGGUUCCAGUUCUUCAACGCCUGAAGCUGAGGUGGUGACGAUCCGGAGAUCAUCCAAUCACACGCCGACUUUUCCAACAUCAAAAUAACAAUAAAGUGCCUUCAUGAA